AGUGAAGGUUUUGAGCAUUUCAUGUAUAGAGAAAAACAAGAUCAGCUUAGUGUUGACAGACAUGAAGAUCAGUCCAAUCUUUGAAAUCGCUCUCUUUUUGCUUCUUUUGCUUGUCAGCUGUAUAGAAUCAAGAUAUGAACCAGGAGGACACUGGAGAAAUGGGAUGGAAGAUAAGCCAUUACCAGAAGCAACUAAAGAGAAGGAAGAUUGCCUUGAACAACAUACCGAGCUUGAAAAUGAGAAGUCUUUUGUCAAAGAUAUAGAACCACGACCAAGUAUUUCGUUUUAUCCGAAUAAUGCUAAAAAGGGUUCUAAUUUUGUGGUAGAUAUUGAGCCACAAACAAGUGCCACAUUUUACCCCGAUGAUGUCAAAACCAAAAUUUUCACCCAAGAUAUUGAUCCACGACCCAGUGUAACAAUUUACCCAAAUGAUCAUGCCAAGGCCAAACUUGCCGAAGAUAUUGAACCAAGACCAAGUGUCACGUUUUAUCCUGAUGAUGUGAAAGCCAAACUUUUCACCAAAGAUAUUGAUCCACGACCAAGUGUCACAUUUUACCCGAAUGAUGUCAAAGCCGAACUUGCAAAAUAUAUUGAACCACGACCAAGUACCACAUUUUACCCAGAUGAUGUGAAAGCCAAACUUUUCACCAAAGAUAUUGAUCCACGACCAAGUGUCACAUUUUACCCGAAUGAUGUCAAAGCCGAACUUGCAAAAUAUAUUGAACCACGACCAAGUACCACAUUUUACCCGGAUGAUGUCCAAGCCACACUCACUAAAGAUAUUGAACCACGACCCAAUGUCACGUCUUAUCCCAAUGCUCUCAAAACGAAAGAGUCAUUUGCUGAUGCUCACCAUGGAGAAGAAGCUGACAUACAGAUUGCACAAGCUUAAUGUUACGUCAAGAACAGCCAGAGGAAGCAGAAGAAGAAGAGAGUGAAGGUUAUGAUGACAAGAAAAUUUAUGGAGUCUAUUAAGAAAUCCCUAAUUAAGCUAUGAUCCAACUAGCUAGUUAUGGUUUGUAAUUUAUGGUGUAACUUGUGAAAAAAAUAAGUUGUGUUUAUGAAUGAUUAUGAGGAAGCUGCUGUCUGGUUGGGAUAGUGAA
Molecule: messenger RNA, 1103 nt
Organism: Momordica charantia (bitter melon)
Lineage: Eukaryota; Viridiplantae; Streptophyta; Magnoliopsida; Cucurbitales; Cucurbitaceae
Source: RefSeq, a predicted model, not a curated record